Molecule: messenger RNA, 1077 nt
Organism: Punica granatum (pomegranate)
Lineage: Eukaryota; Viridiplantae; Streptophyta; Magnoliopsida; Myrtales; Lythraceae
Source: RefSeq, a predicted model, not a curated record
UUCACAAUAUGAAUUACAAGUCUUCUUCUUCUCCAUCUACUUCUUCUUAUAUAUCCACCUUCUCCUCUUGCCACCGAGGAGUGCUCCUUGGAGGCUAACAGCUCGGGCGAUAUGAGGAUUCACCAGAGGGCUCGCUCUCAGAGCAAUCCAAUGACCGACAUCAGCCUCAAGCCUGCCCCCGUGAGGCCGUACGUCCGGUCAAAGACUCCUCGGCUCCGAUGGACCCCUGCCCUUCACCGCUCCUUCACGCAUGCAGUCGAAAGCCUUGGGGGAGAAGAACGGGCCACCCCAAAGAUGGUUUUGCAGAUAAUGGGUGUGACGGGACUUACCAUAUCUCACGUGAAGAGCCAUCUUCAGAUGUACCGGAGCAUGAAGCAGGAACAGAUGAUACAAGAGGCAGUGUUAGCAGCGAAGCAGAGGGAGAUGGCACAACUCAUGGCUCGUGCCAACUAUAACGCUCGCUUCCACCCGGCCUAUGCCCAUUAUAAUCCACAUGGAACGAAUAGCCAUAUAUUCUCCGGCAACGGAAACCAAGGUGCAUGGGGCGCAAGGCAACUCUCUCUUAUCAAUGCCGGCAACCCGAUAAUGGAACGGGAGAAGCUGGAGAUGGCCGAGAAUCCUCAUCAAGAAGCUGGACAAGAAUGGAAUAAUAUUGCACGGAAAGUGACGGAACAUCGCCCAUUUGCCAUUGCUUCUGACGACGGCAGCAUCAUCACCAACAAGCCAUCCUCUUACAUCAUCUUCAGGGAUCUCCUCAGGACCUCCAAUCCCCAAGGCAGGAAUAUUGCGGAUCAAAAGGUAACGGGCAGGCGAGGGCCUGAGAACCAUGGAGCCGAUCACAGGUCGGAGCUGUCCCUGUCUCUGAGCUCAUCGAGCGUGGCUGGACUUGCAAGUGGUGCGGAGGACUUGUCCCUUGACCUAACUCUCUAGCUAGCUAGAAGCAACAAGCACAUAUAUAUAAAGUGACCUCAACAUUUAUAUAACAAAUAUAUAUGUAGCUUCUUUUAAAGAAUAGGCAGGUUAAAAUGGUUUGUAAUAGUGGCAUCUGAAGAAUGCCGAAACUAUAAUAUCAAGAAU